Molecule: messenger RNA, 7454 nt
Organism: Hermetia illucens (black soldier fly)
Lineage: Eukaryota; Metazoa; Arthropoda; Insecta; Diptera; Stratiomyidae
Exons: 8
Coding region: 4344-7454 (1036 amino acids)
Biological process (GO): proteolysis
Molecular function (GO): zinc ion binding; metallocarboxypeptidase activity
Source: RefSeq, a predicted model, not a curated record
UCUAACGUUUAGUUGAGAAGUUAAAGUUGUUUUAGAAAAACUGCCAUAAUUCCUAUCAAGCCACCCUUCAGGGCUUGAAAGGAAUUAUGGGGAACCUGCACUAGGGAAAUAAAAUAUUAUUUCUUGGCAAAAAUGGCAGUGACGCCCUGAAGAUAUCAAAAAGUAAUGUGUUUACGAUUUUACACGAACAUGUGGGCAGGCAUAAAUUGUUUCCGAAUUAGUGAUCGUGUUUAUAUUGUUAACGAAACCUGAGUUUAGAGCAUUUUAAGUUAAAGUUCUGCAACUAGAAAUAAAAAAUCCAAAACCGUUUCGUCCUUUAAUUAUAUGCAUGUUUUGGCGACUAUUUGUCGCUCCAUUAGUGGUGAAAGAAGGUAACAUAAAAUCUACUGUUUAAAAUUUAGAAAUCCGCAAUGCCUGUAUUAUGAUUGAAUAAGAAAUUUUAAAAACAAAAAAAAUAUUAACUACAAGCAAGGGAGACCUGAAAAAAUAUAUCCGAAGAAGAUCUACUGGAAAUCAUCAUAACUCACCAAAAAAGCUUUACGAUUUCGAGAAUAGUUAAAUUCAAAGCAGAUAUCUGAACAAAUGCAUAAACAAUCCUGUAAUCCUAUAAUUUUUAGGAAUGCGCCUAGCUUAGAAUUUUCAAUUCGUUGAUAGAAUAAUUUCUGAAGAUUUUUAAAAUCUAUAGAUAUUUGUAUAUAAUCGAUUUAUUUCAUCUAUAUAUAUAUAUAUCUUUUCAUAUGUAGUUGUCAAUACAUCAGCCUUUUUUAAAUUUUCUGAAUUAACACGCUGUUUUGAAACAGUUAUUUGUAAUCUAUAAAUUAACCAAAUAAUGACUUUCUCAUAAUAGUCCAAAGAAUUAGCUUUGCCAUAUUAUUUGUAUAACAUUCUGGCUUCAAGCCCAGAUAAAAGAGGUGAGAUUGAGGCUAUGUAACUCAGUAAAAUAAAAAUAAAAUUGUUGUAAUCAAGAAAAGUCUCAAACAAACAAUGUAUACACCAUUUUAUAUCCUACUGGCGACAAAAUCGUAAAACCGAUAGAAUGACCAAGUAAAUGCUUUAAAUGACAAUUCUAUUUAACGUGGCUUGGAAUUGUUAGUUCAUCCACCAAAGUCGAGGGUGUCUGACAGGUCCACCUCUGUCGAGAAGUGUAUAAGUGUGCUUGGCGUCUGGAUGUAAGUUAAUUAGGCUAAAUCAUGAAAGCAAAACCGUCGAUAGUUUCGAAGCUGCAGACAUUUCGGUUUUGUGCCGUGGAUCAAUUUGCUAUCCCUAUAAGCGAUCUGUUGUCAUGGUCUGCGCCAUUGUUUUAUCUAGAUAUUUCACUCAUACAUUUUCCGGGGUGGAUCAUCUUAAGAUCAUUGUCGUGCACUGUAAGAGUUUUGAUCUUAUAUUGAGACAUUUCGAGCGAAAUUUUUGUAGCUUGAAAUAAUGAAUGUUAGAAAUAUCGUCUGUAAAUUUUGGAGUAUAUCUUAGACAAGCGCAUUCGCGAAAUUACCCUCAACUAAGCCGGUUUGCCAAGAACUAGAAUAAUAAUAAUAUGAAAAAAUACACUUGGAAAAGUAUCAUCCUCUACACGUUUCCUUGUUUAACCUAGAGAAUGUGUUUGAACACGUGUAGCAGAAGCUCAUCUAAUAUGCACUCCAUCAACAUCUAGUGUCAUUUGCUGAGUUAACAACUCUACCGCUAUCAAAAGAGCAGAAUUCGAAAUAUGGCAGAUCUAUUGAAAUGAUGUUAGUACUUUUUCUUCCAUUCUCGUAGGUCUUGAAAGCUGGAACGUAACGUCCUCCCUCCCUCAAUACAGAUGAGGUAGGAUAAGGACUGAAAGAGAAUAAGAUCAGCGAAUCGGAAUCGGUUGCACCCUUGCCAAUAAAAGAAUAACCUUUUCAUUUCAUUUAAAAUACAAAUAAUUGAAUAUCUGUAUUAAUUACCUGAUCUAAAUUUUAAACGUAGUUAAUUUACAUAAAAUACUAUGUACGCAAAUAAAAUAUCAUCACGUGUAUAUCAAAGUCUUCUCUCAAAAUAAAUCUCUGGUAUCAGAUUCAGAAUUUAAUUAUAUUCCUUGGAACUAUUCCGUAAACAAGAAAAGUUUAUUUAGAGACACAGAUGGCAAUAUCUAGUUUAUAAAAAUAAUCCAUUUCCAUUUUUACUUGGACGAAUACUAGUGCUCGAAUUCAAUGAUGAAUUCUUGUGAUUUUUUGAUACAGUGCCAAAAAUACCAAAGUAAAAUGUUAAAACGAGACUUUUGUAUGCACAUCCACUUAUUCAUAUCAAUCAUGAUCAUUCUCGAAAAUAUCUAGCAACCUUUAUAUUGUUUGACUUUGAAAAUCACGGAAUUAUUGAGGAAAUUAUCGAAGUAAUAUAAAUUAUUUUACAAGACGGUUUGGGUAAUAAUCAGCUACAAAAGAAAGGUCACGUUUUCAAUUUAAAUGAGAUUUGAUUGGAUAGAUUUUAUCAAUCAUGAUAUUUUAUCAAAAUGAAGUAUAAUUCUUAAAAGUUUAUUUCUGUUAGUUGCAUUCAAAUGGGUUGUGAAAGAGUCACGUUUUUAAAACAAAUAGCUUAAUUAUGGUCGUAGAGAGAGAAUUCGCAUUUGAGAUGGACUCUCCGGAAAAUUGGGGUGAAAAUUAUGCAGGCCUCCGCUAGCCCUUUUUAUGAAAGAUAUGUCUAUUACGAUUCCCUGAGGAAACUCCGGGCCCAGGAGAAUUAUCCUUAUUUCAUCUUAUUUCAAAGGCGAAACAGAAGUUCAUCGUUAUAGCUAUGAAAGGUUUUGUGGAUUCUCCUUUCAGAAUAUUUGUGUGCAUGAUAUUUCCAUUUGUACAUAGCUGGAAAUGUAUAUCCACUGAGCAUAUCUGCAUAUGCACUUUAGUCUCAUACGAUAUUUUGCAUUAGAUGGAGUAAUUUCAUGCUUAAGAGGCGAGAUUGGUAUUAUAAAAUUGUUAGUAACUCUAUGAUUUCAACCAAACUUUUCAGCAUAACGCUAUAUAUUAUAUUAUAUUAUUCACUACUGCAAAAUUUAAUAAUUUUAGAAUGAACUUAAAAAGAGAGAAGCUUCCACUAUAUUGGCAAAAUAUAUUAUUUCGGCAAAUUUCGGAACGGAGGGUAUUUUGACGCCUAGAUUUUUUCAAAUAGUUUCUGAGACUGGGUCCAUGAAAUAUGUAAGUGGCUAUUUUUAACCCCUACACUCUCCCCUUCCCCCAUACACCCAAAUUUUCAACUACUCCAUCUGCUUGAAAUCAUGAUGGCAAUUUGACCAUCAAUGCAGGAGUAACGGAAAACAAGUCGGCAACUGAAAUGUUCUACAAGCGACCGAGAAUUCCUAAAAAAUUUUUGCUGGAAAUACGGCAAACACGUAUUGUUUAAAAAAUAAAUGUUAUUUUGUAAUCUUGAGAGUAGUAAAUGGCUAAACAAAAUCAGAAAAGGAAGAGUAGUUUUAUAUUUUUGACGGAAUAUUAAUUUUAUUCAGCUUUAUGGAGAGAGGAGCAGCUCGGGGAGAGAGAGACGUUGAUUUUAUCUAUACUGUUAUUCUCUACCAGAGAUCAACACAAUUACUGAUACUGCGGCGGAGAUACAUUUACCAUAUAAAGUUUAUUGACAUAUACGAUUUAAAAGCUACGCACUUUUAAGUAAAAACCAUCGAUAGCGAACCUGAUAAUCAAUUUAUUUUUCAUUGGAAAUGGGGCUGCGAUAAUAUAUGUGGCCUUUGUCUUUACAAUUAACUACACUACUGAAUUAAAAGAGGCUAUUUUUGUGCAUACCCUAUACGUCUUUCAUGGUUUAUUCAGUUCGGGAAAAAAUGGAGAGAAUUGAAAGGGAUACAUUCGACUAGUCUCUUAAAUAGGGGUGCGCUGCGAUUCAACAACACACAUAGAGGAACUCUCUCCAGGGAACACUGUCGAAAAGAUAUUUAGGACCGCUGAUAGUUCUGUAAACUAACAAUUCCCUUCUUCCUCUUCUUUGCCGUUGCUGAAAGGACUUCAUGGCAACUUGAGUUUGGAAAGCUCGUCCGAAGUAACAUGUCAAACGGUUGCAGGCUAUUCCUUUGACGACGCGGAGGUGUUUAAUUGGAUCAGUGUGACAUAUCAUUGAAGCUAUAUUAAGGUUUCUUUCUAUGACAGCUGGGGUUGUGUUAAAAAUGAAUAUGGAGAAAGGUUCCAUUAGAACUGUCCUAUAAUGGAGAAACGAUACCAAGGAAAAUGGGCUUAUAUGUUCUUGCCAACUAUUGCUAAGUCUUAAUAAGGGAAGAUGGAGGAUAAAAAACACAAAAGGGAAAGGAUGAAAGAAACACUUUAAAAUAAUUUUAAUCAAUACUUUGAACUAUGGAAUAUGUUUUUUACAUUUUCUCUUGAAGAAGGAUGCCAGGAGUAAACAUAUUGAAAUCACAAAGUUCAUCAUGGAAUAAUACGCGACUAAGGAGCUCUUUUAUGGAUUCUUCUGAAAUAAGUAGUUUUGCAGAUGUGCAUUAUAUACCACGAUUUUAUUUAGAUCGACCAAAAAACCGCUACAGUGACUUUCAAAGUGAAUUUUAUAGUGAAAAUGGAACUUUGUAUAAAAAAGAUCAAGAUAAAUUUUCUAAGAUUGACUCUACAUCAGUUCGACCCCUUACCUGGCAGGAUUUUCCCCAACUAAUUAACAACAAAUUGGCGACAUCAACUACAUUUGACCAGUUUGAAAACCCAACAACGCCCUCGGAUGUUUCAUCUAAUAAGCCGGCUACAUCAAUCAUAUCUAAUCAUUCGCAAAUCGUCCCAAAAUUCCCUAUUUAUUUUACAAACCCUACCACGGGUGCUGUAUAUUCAAUAACUGAAGUGAAAGGACCUAAUGAUGAGAGCCAGAAGGAUCACGCCAAAGUUUUUAGUGAUGGUUCGACUAAAUCAUAUGAUGACUCGAAUGGGAAAUACACAUUGCAGUGCACGAUGGUUGAAACGUCUGCGAAGCCAACGAAAAGGCCUGUGGUUUUCAAGACUCCUAGGCCAGUUCAGGCAACAACAUCAAAGCCGAAAAUUCGAAGGAAACAUAAGAAGAAUGGAGGAAAAAAGCGAACAGCCACAAUAAUUGAAUAUGAAGAUCCUCCACUAGUUGGAGCGUUUGGGGAUGCAAUGGAAAAUGUUUACAAUAAAUUAGAAGACGCCAUGACUGAGAGGGUUACUGUGAAGCCGAAACCAAAAAGAAAUAUUACAAUGGCUUCGACGAAAGUUAAGAAAAGAAUUCGAAACUCUAAACCUACAAACCCAACUCCAACAAGAACUUCACAGAGUGCUGUUUUCUCUAAGCGACGCAAAUUAACGAAACGAAUGGUACCACCAACUGAUCCCAUGCCAAUGUUGAUUUCAACUUCUACAACUAAAGUAGAUACUGAUUCCUCAUACCUCGACGAUGAUUACUAUUUCGACUUGGAUGAAUACUCCUAUGAUGAUGGCUAUUACGAUGGUCCAAAUUCGAGCCCUUCUAAAAAAGUAAAGCGGAAGCAGAAAAGACUUAAAACAGGAGGAGGAGACAAAAAUAUGGAAAGCGAUGAUAGUGUGUCAAAUGAUGGUGUAAUGGACUAUGUCAACGACAUGGUAUCGCCAAUACAAGAUGCCAUUGAUAGUUUAUCGGAAAGAACAGCAAGUGUUUUCGGUACAGACAAUGAAGACAAUUCUGAUGACAUUGCAUCAAAUCCUACUGUACAAUAUACGAUGUAUGACAACGAACCGACUAAAAACGAAUCCACGCCACAGGGAAGUUCUUGGUUCGGUUCUUGGUUCCAUCUUGGAAAUAGUGAAAAUGGUGAGGGAUUAACGACAACCACGACUCCUGAGCCCGGAUGGUUUGAUUACUGGUACGGUGAAGAUGACGAUGAUGGUAAUGAGAAAACUACAAGUACAACAGAAGCCACGUACCAAGAUAAUCAGAAUGGCUCAAGAUGGUUUUUCAAUUGGUUUGGAAGUAACACCGACUCAAUUGCGAGAAAAACAACAUCAACGACAACGAGCACCACUACUACAACUACUACAACAACUACAACUACACCAAAGCCAUUCAUGUCAAUAAUAGAUCCAGUUAAAAAUGCACCAGAGUGGUUUGGAAUGCUGGCCCAGAAUAUAAUCAAUAACAGUUUGACUCAAAAAUCCACCAUUCCAACUGAUUUAGAAUAUGAAACGCCACAUAAACUCUCGUACGAUGGCUACCAGAUAUGGCGACUACAUAUUAAGGAUCAAAGCGAAGUAAAAGCAAUGGACAAAUAUAAAACUUCGGCGGAUGGAGCUAAAUUGCAAUGGUUACAAGGGCCGAGUUUGAGAGGUCCUACCGAUGUACUCGUGCCCGCAAAAUUGGUGACUGAUUUCCAAGGAACCUUGAAUUAUGAAGGAAUAGAUCACGAUAUUUUAAUAUUUGAUUUAGGCAAAGCAAUAACCUAUGAUAUAACGAAGACAGUUUAUGAUAUCUAUAAACCCAAAAAUGCAUUUCCGUUGACUUGGGUGAAAUAUCAUCGAUACGAUGAUAUUAUUCGAUUUUUAGAAUAUAUUCAAAUGAAGCAUCCCCAUUUGGUUGAACUAAUUCAUGUAGGACGUUCGUACGAAGGGCGACCACUUAUAAUUACGAAAAUUUCAAGGAAGGAACAAACUGACAAAUCAUCCAAAAAGAAAAAUAACAAGAAAAAGAAACAACGCAAAAAUUCAAAGGAUAUUUUCAUUGAGGCUGGAGCUCAUGGGAGAGAAUGGAUAGGUCCUGCAACAGCUACCUGGAUUAUUAGAGAAUUGGUUAAGCUACUAAAGAGUAACAGUACCUCGAAUGAUUUAAUCAGAAAAUCGACAUGGUAUAUUUUGCCAGUAUUAAAUCCUGAUGGGUACGAAUAUACCCAUGAAUUUGACCGAUUUUGGCGGAAAUCUCGAUCACGACAUAUUUCUAAACCAUCUGGUAUAAUAAAAUCAGCGAUGGCUUGGCUACAAAAGGAUAAGAUGGACAAGGUGUGCUAUGGCGUCGAUUUAAAUCGUAACUGGGAUUAUAAAUGGAGUCAAAAGGGAAGUUCAAAGUCACCUUGCAAUGAAUUUUACGCAGGACCUAAUGUUUUCUCCGAACCGGAAACUAGAGCAGUUUCGAAAUUUUUAAUGGAUAAUCGGAGAAAUAUCAAGUUAUUUGUUUCGCUGCAUUCAUAUGGGCAGAUCAUUUCAUACCCUAAUAAUGUAAAUGCAUCUUAUGGUGCACUGAAAGAUGACGACAUGAUGGAAGUGGCGCUUAUGGGGAUGGAAGGGUUAAGAAAAUCAGGCAGUAGGGCUAGAUAUAGGUUGAAUGCUGGAAAUGAUAUGAAAGCAACUAGAUCAGGCACUUCAGAUUACUUUGCAAUGUAUGGAGCAGCAAUUCCUUUCAGCUAUUCAAUCGACUUGAGUGACGAUGGAGUGCAUGGUUUUCUGCUGCCGGGCUCUUUUAUUGAAUCUACAGCCAAGGAUGCUUUUGAUAUAAUAAAAUCAAUGGUGGAAUAUAUUUAA